AUGAAAACUAUUCUCUAUACUAUCUUUCUUUUCAAAUUAGUUCACUCAUCAUGCCAUCUGAGAUCUAUCUAGUCUUGCCUUUAAGAUGAAUAAUGUUAAUUAGUUAAACAUGAAUGUUAAAGUAGACCAAAUAAAUGUGAGGAUAUUGAUGCUUCAAAUCCAAAUAAUUGUAGUGGAAUCUAAUGCUACUAUGAUUUUGAGUUAAAAAUUUGUUAAGUAAAACUUAUUUUAAUAAUUUAGCCAUAUGAAGAUGAAUAUGAUAUCAAAUCAAGAAGAAUUUUAGAUCAUAAUGAUGGUAGGAAUAAUGAAGAAUCUGAAAGUUAACAUAAUGAUAAAAAUUAAUAUAAUCAAAAUGGAGAAUAUCCUAAUUAACAUUAAAAUAAUGAAACUACAAAUUCAAACAAUAAUGAACCUAUUCCUCCAGAAAAUGAAUCCAAUUCAUCUGUUAUUUAAAAUAACACUGGAUAAGAUAAUCAAUCAACAAAUUCUACAUCCUAGAAUACAACUGAUGUAAUAGCAUUUGAAAUGGUGUAAUUUAAUUUCAAUUAAGAAAAAAUACUCAAUAGUAAUUUGGAUGAAAAAGAUUUAGUCAUCAAUACUAGUUUCUCAAUAGCAUUGACAGCAACUGUAAUUUUAGCUAAACUAUUUAUUUGA
Paramecium pentaurelia is the source of this 654-nucleotide messenger RNA. Lineage: Eukaryota; Ciliophora; Oligohymenophorea; Peniculida; Parameciidae. The record is from the annotation of a GenBank genome assembly.